AUGCAGGCCGCCGCCGCGUCGGCGCCGGCGCCGCGCCACCGCGUGUACACGGCCGUCGAGCCCCGGUGCGAGUGGGCGCGCGCGGCCGACGCCGACACCCUCGUCGUCGACGUCUCAGGGUUCAUGAAGGAGGAGCUCAAGGUGCUCUACAACACCAGCCGGAAGCUCAAGGUGGCCGGCGAGCGCCCCGUCGGCGACGGCCGCGGCGCGCGAUGGGCGAAGUUUCUCAAGUCGUUCCCGGUGCCUAGGAGCGUCCGUGCCGGCGGCAUCAGGGCCGUGAUGGACAAGGAGCAGGCCGUGCUCUACGUCAUCCUGCCCAAGGGAUCACCACCGCCGCCACCGCCACCACCGCCGUCGUCCAUGGCCACGCAGAAGGAGCCGUCGUCCAUGGCCACGCAGAAGGAGCAGCAGCCCCACGGAGAGCGGAAAGGCGAUGGCUCGUCGGGCAGCAGCAGCAAUGGCAGCUUCUGGAGCGCACAGGAGGAUGCAGAGAAGAACAGGGCUGAAGAGAAGAAUAAUAUGGUGCCUAAGGAGACCAGGAUUCAGAUACAGGAGGAGGAGGAGGAGAUUGCCACACCAGAUGCACCAAGAAACGAUGGUGGUGAUGAUGACAAGAGGUGGUCGGAGAAGCUUACGCCUCUGCAUGCUGUUGGCUUCAUUGUUAUCGUCCUUGCGGUGCUAGGGGUUGGUGCACUGUACGCAACGCUGCUACUCUGAAUCAUGUGUAAAAGACUACAAUUUCUGU
Triticum dicoccoides is the source of this 745-nucleotide messenger RNA. RefSeq names its product inactive protein RESTRICTED TEV MOVEMENT 2-like. The transcript is spliced from 2 exons. Bases 1 to 717 code for a protein of 238 amino acids. NCBI's taxonomy places the organism in Eukaryota, Viridiplantae, Streptophyta, Magnoliopsida, Poales, Poaceae. The record is from RefSeq and is a predicted model, not a curated record. Gene Ontology annotation, biological process: cellular response to heat.